AUGCAAAGUGGAGGAGGGGAAGAAGAAGAAGAUUAUAUUAAAAAGAUACCAACUAUACUAUUAUUAAAAAUAAUCAACUAUGUAGAUGAUAAUGUAGAUUUGGUGUGUUUGUUGUUAUCUUGUAAAAGAUUAUUCAACUUUACUACUCCUUCUGCUGCUGUCAACUAUCAUCUAUCAUUUAAACAUAUUGAAUACAAAAAUCCUAAAAGUAAUCAUUACAUCAACAACAUCAAUGCUUAUUACUCAAAGAAAUGUUAUCAUCUAAAGUCAUUCAAGAAAAUGUUUACAAAUACAUUUUCAGAUACAAUGAUUAUACGUGAUAAAAAAAAUCAUGGUCGUGAUGAUAGUAAUAAUAUCAUUGCAACGGCAAUAGUAUUAGAAGAAUACAAGGAUGAUAGUAUGGAACUAUCAUUAGGUAUACCUCAAUCAACCACUUCAUUGACCCUUCACCAACCAAUCAGAAAACCAUUACCAGCCGACUUUAGAUUCCCACCUCUACUCAACCAUUUAACCAUACACUAUGAAACACAAGAAGCAAUAGAAAAGUGUAAUGGGCUCCCCGAUUCAUUAAGGUCGUUGACCUUGUUGAUCGAAAGUCAGAACUUUCCCAACAAGAUACUACCAGCAGGUCUUGAAAGGUUGGACCUUUACAUGGGCUCUAAUUUUUAUAUAGAACCCCGUCGACUUGGACUAGACACACUCACCUCUCUCACUUGGUUGAGGACAUACUCUAUUGCUGAUAAGGAAGAUACCAAAUACUGUACACUACCAAAGAGUUUAACCUAUCUAAAGACUGAAAUGGAAGAUAUACCAUCAUCACCGACCUACUUUCGACCACUCGUACAUUUGGUACAUCUCUACCUUGAAAUUCUCGAUCCCGACCUGAAUAAUGAUACUUUUGGAUUUAUACCAUCGAGUGUAAAAACACUUGAACUCCACAUGAACCCUCAAAGUGCAAACCCCAAUGAAAAGCAGCCAAUCCCAGACAAUGUCGAGUCGCUCACUUUGACAGGUUACAAUGUAUCACAAUUCGACAAACUACCAAACUCGAUCAAAAAACUAGUAAUCAAGGACUUUCAAGUCAGUAAUGAUUCACUGCCAACGAUCACUCUACCAAACAACUUACAAGAGUUUAAAUGGAUUCACCAAAACCAAUCCAUCAAACCUCCACCUCUUCAAUUUAUCUAUCCUUCCACUCUGAAACACAUUGAUUAUAGUCUAUUAGAACAACCCUACAAACAACCAAUUCCACAAUCAAUCACUGAAUUCAAAUACCGUGUCUCUACAACAACAAACCACAAUACAAAGAUACAUAUAAUUGGCAGAGAUGAUGGUGAUGGUUUAAUAUUCCCAUCAACUCUUAUUAAACUAUCAAUAUACAUUAACCGCCAGGUAAAUGAUCGUUGGAUAUUUAGAUUUGACCACCUAAUCAAUCAAUCAAAUAUAGAUCAACUAGUUAUAUUUGGGAAUGAUAUUAAUUUCCAAGUUGAUAUUCGUCGAUUAGAUCCAGAAAAUAGAAAUGUAUUAAUACUUGGUAAAUCACUUUAUGGUGGGAUCAUUCAUCAACAAAUAGAACAACAGAUGAAAGACAAUGGUGGUGAUGAUCAUCAAUAUCAAUAUCAACCAAUUUAUCUUUGUUUUGGAUCUGGAAAUACACCUCCAAAACUAAAAUUCAAUCUUUCGACCAAAAUUGUUUAUAAAUUUGUUGACAAUUGA
Molecule: messenger RNA, 1716 nt
Organism: Cavenderia fasciculata
Lineage: Eukaryota; Evosea; Eumycetozoa; Acytosteliales; Cavenderiaceae
Exons: 4
Coding region: 1-1716 (571 amino acids)
Source: RefSeq, a predicted model, not a curated record